GGCAGGACCGAGUUUACACAACACAAGGUUGCUGCCAUCCUGAAAGACUUUCUGCAGCCAGAUAGCAAGACAUCGCUCGAGUCAGCCGCGAAGUCGCUUCUCGUUCUCAUUCCAACCAAUGCAUCAGAACAUGCCGAAGUCUGUUCUUUUGGGGAGAUAUGCGUGGAGCUUGCCGAGCAGAUUCCUUAUCAUCACCCCUCCCAGCUCAAGCUUGUACAGCUUCUACACUAUCUCUCACGGUCUCCCAAGUUCAUGUAUAAGUACGAGCGGCCGCCACAAGAGGAGGCCCAGGGUGCUUUCCAGCUGUUAUGGGAAUCUAUUGUAGACUGGGCAUCCGGACCGGACGAAGAGAACCACAACGCGUGGGUGAAUAUCAACGCCUUCAAGGCAAACCUGUUUGCAACCGGUGUCUGGGGCACCUCGCCAGGGCAGUCCCUCAAGACGCUAUGCGACGCGUUUGAGACGAAGAAACCGGAAGAGGCCUGGGAGAGAGAUUGCAAGGUCAUGGCGGCGGCGCAAUGGAUACUCUGGCAUGGCCAGACGCUAUUCAAGCUGAUAAUAUACGACCAUCUCGAAGAGCCUCCAGGCGAGGGCAGCAAUUGGGGGUUUGGGAAUGAACUCGAGGGCUCCAAGAUGCCGCCUCGCUCUGUAGAGAGAUGGCGGUUCUGGAAGGCUGGCUUCGAAGCUGUCGAGCAACGGGCGUUAAAUGGUUGGAAUAAUAAUAGUAUCGCUUGUAUUUCUUGCUUGUUGGGUAUGACUUUAAUGCAACGUAUUGAGAGUCUUGAGCGGUUAGUGCGAAGUGUAUAUAGCGACAACAUGUUUGAUUUCCGAGGGAAACCCUAUCGGCUGCGGGCAUUGCGGAGACCCGACCGACCUCUGAGCCUUCAAGUUAGGAGGGUCAGGCUUUAA
Molecule: messenger RNA, 909 nt
Organism: Phialemonium atrogriseum
Lineage: Eukaryota; Fungi; Ascomycota; Sordariomycetes; Cephalothecales; Cephalothecaceae
Exons: 3
Source: RefSeq, a predicted model, not a curated record